Molecule: messenger RNA, 5052 nt
Organism: Xenia sp. Carnegie-2017
Lineage: Eukaryota; Metazoa; Cnidaria; Anthozoa; Malacalcyonacea; Xeniidae
Exons: 2
Coding region: 2897-4297 (466 amino acids)
Molecular function (GO): protein binding
Source: RefSeq, a predicted model, not a curated record
CAUGGCAAGAAUAACAUGGCGAGAUAUUAAUGAGAUGUUGUAUGUGUGCUUUAAACAUGAAUAGUCGGUUUGUAGUGAUGGAUAGCAAUGCUGACGGGGAUGUCGACUUAACUGUGCCAUCCCAAAGCACAGAUGUACGUUUAAUUUCCCAAAACAGUUUGAAAACGGGUAAAAACAAGCGAGGCUUUCGUAAAGUCGCCAAGGACACAGCGCCUCCAUCUGAACGUCCUGUGCGAAGAAUCAAACUAAACCGUCGCGUUUUCAACUCCGAAACGACAGCAAAACCAGGUGUUUUCACUGGUCUUAUGAAAAAUUUUGAAAACGAGGUUGAGGUUAAGAAAAACGACGUCAAAGACAAACUUGACGUACCUAAUGGGAUAAAUGUUGUCGUGGAUGAUUUUUCAAGCAAUGCACGGUCAGUGGAGAUUUGCGAGAGGCCAGACAACAAGCUGUCAAGUCCAUGUACAUAUCAAAAACUUCAAUCUGACAAAAGAACAUUCACGAAGCGUCUUGUCAUGACAUCCCCAUUAUUGCAACCGAGAAUCACAAUUAAAAACUAUCCACUUUAGAUUGUGGCCUAAAGUUCCAGAAUAAGAAGAAGAAAGGUAUCAGUCCCAUAAUAUUGAAUGGUGUAAAAGAAAAAAGUGACAUAAGUACUGCAUCGAAAGUUUUAACAACUCCAAAAGUUUCCUUAUCAAAAAAACGUCCUAUAAGUCCAGUCGAAGCUCCUCCAAAGCUCAAAUCACCUAAGAAGAAAAGAAAGGUUAGUCAUGUUAAUGCGCCAUCUACUCCAAAAAUGACAAAUGGUCAUAUUCAAUCAUUUAUCUCCGAUAAAAAACCACCUUCUCCUUGUGAACGUCCGCCAUCUCCUGCAUUAUCAUUGGGAGCUAUAACUGAUGAUGAUUUAGAUGAUGAAAUAAGCUCAUCCACUACUGAAAAUCUUGUUAUUGUUACAGAAUCAUCUAAACCAGUCCCCAUUCGGUCUAAUGGUAAAAUAAAUGCUCAGAGACAUCUUUCUGUAGGUAGUAAAACAGACUCUCUGUUAAAGGAUGAUACUCUUGAAAUUAUGCCUAAUGUAGACGAAGACGAUGAUCUAUUUACAUCAAAAUCUGAUAAGAAAUCCAGAGGGAAGCUAACGCGUUCUUUGUCUGAGGAUAGUAUUUUCGAUGAUAAUACCAACUCAAACAUUUCAGAAAGUCCUAAAUUCCCAACAUCUUUUCGUAUUCCUCGACAGAACAACUGCCAUCAACCAACAAAAAAUUCUUCUCAAUGCAACACAGACAAAACUAAACCCACAUCCCAUGAAAGUAAGGGAAAGAUCUCACCUAGAAUUCCUUAUGCGAACCUUCCGCCUAAACCAACUAGAUUUGUCAAUAACCUUUGCCAGACAUCAAAAUUGAGGAUAUCAUGGAAUAGCAUGAAGGAUGUAUGGUGUUGUUUUGAAAGGAGGGACUUUCCCGCCGGUUUAAAUAUCCUAAAAGAAAUAGAUAAAGAAAAAUUGUAUAUUGAAUAUCGUAUGUUGGAGGAAUCAUUGAAAGUUUUGAAAGAGAUGUGUAAUGUUGCGGCUGAUCCAAAUGCGGCGAAACUUGUGUUAAGUUUCUUCGAGGAGUUAAAACGGCGUAAUGCAAUCAAACCAACCACAUAUAUUAUCACUGUGCUAUCGCUUUGCUCCUGUAGCUGGUUUCAAGAAGGAUUCAAUAAACUAAAUGAAAUGUUAAACACCAUACCAUUUCGCAAUGAAAGAACUAUUUACCGUUUUGCUCAAGAUCUUCUUAAUUGUGUUGGCUCAAACCACAAGUGGGUGCUUGAGUUUGUACUUUGUGUCAAGCGUUUGAGAUUACCAAACCCAAAAAAUAUCCUCAACAGUGCCUUGUCUACCCUCUACUCGGCACCUCCUUGUAUUUUGAGCAGAGUCACACAACCUCAGUGGGAGUCCUUGUUAGACCUUAUGUCUGCACCCAUCAACAUUCAAGGAGUCAUCCAGCUUCAAAAUAUUUUGGAGAAAUACAUGAUUCCUAUGAGUGAUAGAUUCAUUGAUAAACUUGUCGUGUUUUAUGGUAAUUCAAACUGUGCAAAACAACUUCUGAUUUGAUUCACAGGAAGUCUAUUUCAUAUGACAUUUCCUCCUUAUUCAAAAAUGAUAACUUGAACAUCCGUGAGGUUGAGACUCAUAUAUUGCAACUGGUAAAUACGGGAUCUUUGCCCAAAGAUGAUGUUUUAGAACACUUUAUUAACAAGUCGGAAUCGUUGAAAGAAUUUUCUCACAUCUAUAAUGUCUUUACCAAAUGCGAAGCAGCUGGCAUAAAUCUCUCGGUUCCAAUUCUCAAGAAGAUGUGUGAAAUGUUGGAAAUGUGGCCGGAAAACACCAAUGCUUCCAUUGAAGUUUAUGGAGCAAGACGAAGAGCUGAGGUUGCAUUAAGAAAGGAACGGAAAUCCACAUCUCCUAAAUUACCUGUUGUUCGGAAACAAGUUUCCAUUUGCCAUCAAUACAAAAGUACUGGACGGUGCAAAUUUGGUAUAAAUUGCAAGUUCUCUCAUGUGUUGAACACUACACCACCAGAUGUUCAUCAUAAUGGUCUAACAAGUCCUGUAUUUUUUGAUGAAAAGAAAUUUUCAAACACAUGGAAAGACUCGAUGAUUCAUACGACUUCCAACACUUGUGCUCGUGCAACUUUGGUGAAUGGUACGAUGAAUGACUCGUUCCCAUCUUUUCAAAAUCCGUUACUUAUUAGACCGAUGUUUAACUUAAUCCCUAAUCCGCGACUUAGGAUUUCACCAACACCCGGUCAUCCUUAACUCAACCUUGCCCUCACGUCUGCCUCAUUGUGGCAGCGACCCUGGACCACCUCCAAGACAUCAUAUAGUCAUACCUCCUGUAUCUUCUACAAUCCCGUUGAUGUCGAAGACAAUUCCGCUUUCAAAGGUAGCCGACAACUCAAAAUUGAAACGAAGUUUUUCUUGGGAGUCCUCUGGUAACCACAGCAACACCUCUCCCGUUUCGAACCCCACCCUACCCGGGUCACGACAUCAAAGUCCUUGUAACGAUGGUAACAAUAACAAGACGUCAUUUGAAAAUCGUCAACUUAGUAUUUCUAAAGAUAUUGAAUCUAAAGACUGGAGUCAUCUCUAUCUUACCUAUGUUGAACUGAAGAUUCAGAACAAAGUCGUUCUAUCAAAUGCUUUACGGAUGUUUCGAAACUCACUUGUGAAAGAUUUGUCUGCAGCGAGCGGGAAUUUCAAAGACUUCGUCGGUUUUAUGCAGAAGGAACUCUGCUCUGUGAAAAGUUCUCAUUCAAAUUCUUCAUCUGAUAAAACAUUUGAUGAGUACGACGUUGAGUUCAUCGGCAUGCUGGGUGUUAGUCUUUUGGAAAAAUGUUCCGCGAGCAAAAGCUUCAAUGUUGGUUACGAAGUGUUACAUGUUUUACACACUUAUGAUAUCGUUUAUUUUAACUGUGGGAAGAAUUUCGGUUUGUAUAACCGCGACAUUUCGUCAUCAUCCGUUGCUCUUCUUGCUGUAAAGUUAUGUCUUAAAACAGAUCUGGGAAAUGGUUUGGCUAGUGCUUUCGAAGUGUUGCGCUCUAGUAAUUUUGCCACACCAGAAGAUGGGACAAAUCGUGAACACGUCGAAUAUAGAAUCAAGCUCCUACAACAGGUCUUUCAUCUUCUCCUUGAGAAAGGUAAUAUCUCCGAUGCCUGUCAGAUCAUAGAGCAUUUGAACGUAAACACCAGUUUAACGACUCGUCUUUAUUCGGACGUUGUCGACUGUUGUACUAAAGCUCAUAGGUAUGAUGAAGCGUUUAAGGUUGUGAAAGAUAUGGAGAGUCGCAGUCUUGAUCUCAACUGCCAAUCUUGUCAGAGUUUAUACCAGAAGUUUUUAACGAAAUGUUUGUCAGAAGAGAAAGAUGAAGACGCGAUUGCUGCCUUAGAGGAAAUGGAGUCACGAUCAAUCAUGUUAAAUGCUCUUUCUUGGCAAAAAAUCAUGAAACACGCUGAACCAAACACAAACGAAUUCUUGAUUAACAUGUUGUUUGAACGCUGUAAAAGUCUUGCUGUGUAUACAUCAACAUUCUCUGACGAAUCUCCGUGGCUCUGUCAACUUGGUUGUGGUUACACGUUGAUAGAAGUAAAAUUAAUCAUUAUGGAGCAUCUAAAACAGUUACAACAUUUCUUGCAACGUGACGCACAAGCUAUCAUCCCGUUUUCACAUAUUAAAGACUUCGAAAUCAUACUCUCUCCCAGUCUUUCGGAAGGUGGUCGAACCGGAGCAUUUGCUCAGGGGCGCCAACCAGAAUAUUGAAGAAAGUACCCAGAUUUUGAAGAGAGUUCUAGAGGAAGAACUCAAUCCAUCAUUGAAAAUAACUUCACACGAGAAAGCGAAUUUCCAGAGUAAAUUUGUGGUCGAGGGACUGUCUUUUUAUCAAUGGUGUCGUUGUAAUGUUGAUGGAACACAAAAAUGUAAAGGUGAAAAUAAAGAUGAAGAGGAUUUUGAUGACGAUUCGUCAUCCAUUGGAUCAAUCAAGAGCGCGAUUACUGACUUUGAUUUAAGUCUUUCAAAUUAGAGAGAAAUCAUUAGCUGGUCGAACAAGUUGACGAUGGUGAGGCGCGACAUGAAAAGUUUGUCUAUUUAUCUUUAUAAGUAUUGUAAAGGUAUUUUUAUACGUUGGUUAACAUGUGUUCCCAAUUUUUCAUACACGGUUUGAUUUUAAUUCAGCGAGUGUUCAUCGAGAAAAAAUGAACCUUUAACAUUUGUUAUUCUGUUGUUCAAUAUUUGAAAAUCCUUCUAACCUCUAAGGACAAAAAGAUUUUCUAUUAAACAACAGUCUAUUACUAAACAGCGAGCGUAACAUAGUGGUUUGUUACAUAUCAUAGGUAUGUGGCUAUCACAACUAACAAAGCUUGGGUUGGUCUAAGAAAUAUUUUGUAUAAUAUAUAUGAGUGCUUUAUUGUGAAUAUUUGAUAGUUACGUUAUAAAAGACUUGUGUUGAAGCGCAUGGAGAUAUUGUAAUUUUUUGUAAUAAUAUUUUUGCAGACGUGAAGUUUGCUCAAACUGCA